AUGGGCCCCUAUACCGCCUCCUCCUGCUGCUGCCAGGCCCCUAAUCUGCCAUGGGCCCCUAUACCGCCUCCUCAUGCUGCUGCCAGGCCCCUAAUCUGCCAUGGGCCCCUAUACCGCCUCCUCAUGCUGCUGCCAGGUCCAGAGUCUCUCAUGGGUCCCUGUACGGCCUCCCAUUGCUGCUGUCUCCAUCGCCACACUCUGCCAUGUGCCACUUUCAGGUCUCCUCACACUCCUGCUGGUUUCCAUUUUGUCAUAGGUUGCUGUAUGGCCUCCCAUUGCUGCUGCCUCCACCGCCACACUGUGGCUCCAAACACUGGUUUUGGCCCCGUGACUGGCCAAAUGAGUGAAGUGUGCGGUGAUUCUAAGAUCGACGGCACUCAUCUGCAUGUCAUACUGACUGACAGUAUUAUUUCUCUUCCCCAGCAGACUCCAAGGGCAUUUAAAUUAAAGGUACAGUGUUCUGCACUAAUAUUA
This is a messenger RNA of Staurois parvus, 474 nucleotides long. The record is from the annotation of a GenBank genome assembly. NCBI's taxonomy places the organism in Eukaryota, Metazoa, Chordata, Amphibia, Anura, Ranidae.